AGGAAAUUCCUUGGCAAAUUCAAUUUGCUGAUCAGCGCGGUAUUAACAAUCGCACCAAGGAACUUGAGACCGAAAUGGAGCAAGUUACAAAAGAGAGAGACAACCUGAAAUCAUUAAAUGCCCAGGUUAUUCCAGAGGUAAAGCACCUAAGAAAGGAACAAGACAAAAUUAACAGAGAAAAUAACGAACUAAAUGAAACAAUCCAUUUACUAAAAAACGAAUUGUUAAACAAUCAGAACGCUCUGAAAAAUGCCAGAAAGCAGCUUUCUAAUACUGAGCGCAUCCUUGAUGACUCGAGAAGAUCGCACAAUCACAUAAAAGCUGAGUUAGAAGAAAAAGUCGCAUCUCUUGAGAAACAACGUAACACGCUAACUGCCGAACGUGAUGAUUUGAAAAACAGGUACAGCAAGUUGGCUGGUCACAAGCUCACCGAUCAGAAUCCUGACAUAGCGGACCUGAGUGAUCCUAACAGAGCCAUGAAGUUGUCCGAACGCUUCGGGACUCUGUAUGAUGACGAAUGGACGAACGCAUUUGAAGAGCUAAGUGACAAGCUGAAUGUAGAAAAGCAAGAAGCUGUAACAUUUUUACUGCGAUGUUUACAUGAAUGCUGGACUAAAAGUCAAGACUUAGCCUCAGACUGGAUGGCUGCAUUGAAUAAUGCCUUCAUCUUUCCGAUUCAAAAUCCAGAGCCUAAUCAGGAUUUUGCGGAUGUAAGGCGGGGUGAGGGGCUUGGGUCAAAGGAACUACGUGCUAUAAGAGACGCUCGCAGAUUGAUUGGUCCGCACGUUGUAGAUAUGGUGAAACAGCACUGUUUAACACAGAUUUGCCAGGACGAACAAGAAAAACUAGCUGCCUGCAAACCUUAUUUAGAGAGUUGCGCGGAAAUAUGCUGGCUAAUGGCAUUGGCGGACCCUCCUCUGUACGUUGAUUUUACUGCCCAGCAUGGAGAUGCGUUUGAUUCCACACGCUACACAGUGUAUGAGAAAUCUGGAAAUACGAUACACUACUUGGUGUGGCCAUCUCUGUAUGCCAGCAAGGGUGGGGGACUAUUGUCAAAGGGAACGGCGGCAACGCUGAGAACAAUAGAAAAAAGCGACCAUGAUAAUGCAUAAUGACAGAAGCAUAUUGCAUAUGUGUUUGAUAAAACGUAUCAUUCAGUUUUUAUUCAUGCUAAAUAUAUGGAUAUGUAUAUUUUA
Messenger RNA from Dreissena polymorpha, 1196 nucleotides. RefSeq lists its product as uncharacterized. The transcript is spliced from 6 exons. The record is from RefSeq and is a predicted model, not a curated record. Lineage: Eukaryota; Metazoa; Mollusca; Bivalvia; Myida; Dreissenidae. Bases 75 to 1112 code for a protein of 345 amino acids.